Drosophila grimshawi is the source of this 1721-nucleotide messenger RNA. RefSeq names its product high mobility group protein D (gene HmgD). Gene Ontology annotation, molecular function: transcription cis-regulatory region binding. The record is from RefSeq and is a predicted model, not a curated record. The coding region runs from base 745 to 1080 and encodes 111 amino acids. NCBI's taxonomy places the organism in Eukaryota, Metazoa, Arthropoda, Insecta, Diptera, Drosophilidae. The transcript is spliced from 3 exons.
GUGUGUGUGUGUGUGUCUCUGUGUGUGUGUGUAAUAUUUCCCAUGCGAGUGUGCGAGUUGUAUGUCGAUUGUGAGUUUCUGUGUGUGUGUGUGUCUCUGUGUGUGUGUUCUUGUGUCGUUCAUUCGUUCGCUCGUUGGUUUGUUCGCUCUUCCACUGUAUGUGCGCAAAGCAGAGGCAACGGCUACGGCUACACACAGCACAGCACAGCACAGUACAGCACAGCACCAGCACCAGCAAUACAAACACACACACAUAGAUACUGAUACUUGCGUACGUGUGUAUCUGGCUCUGUUCAGGCUUUCAAUGUAUGCGUGCGUGUAGAGCUGAAAACAAAAAUUGUUCGUUCGUUAUAUGAACACAGCUCUAUAGCAGCAGCAGCAGCAGCAACAGCAAUAGCAACAGCAGCAGCAGCGGCGGCAGCAGCAGCCACAGCACAUCGUGGACAGAGAGGGGCAACUGGGGAGUUGAGCGGUGAGGAGGGCCAAACGGCAACCGGCAAUGGCAACAGCAACAGCCACAGCACUGAAUAUGGCCGCCUGCCUGCCUGCCUUGCUGAUUGUGGCUGGUUUUGCUCUGGCUCUUGGCUUGCCCUGCCCCAGCCAGAACAAUUUACUUCGACAACGAACCCAACUUCAGUUGACUGGAAAAUUUUGAAUGGAAGUGCCCAGGGAAAAAAGCUCGAAGCUUGUAGCAAAUUAAUUUAAUAACUUACUACGUUCAAUACACACAAAGACAAAAGAAAAAUGGCCGACAAACCAAAGCGUCCUCUCUCUGCUUACAUGCUGUGGCUGAACAGCGCUCGCGAGUCGAUCAAAAAGGAGAAUCCCGGCAUCAAAGUCACAGAGGUGGCCAAGCGCGGUGGCGAAUUAUGGAGGGCAAUGAAGGAUAAGUCGGAGUGGGAGGCAAAGGCAGCUAAGGCCAAGGAUGAUUAUGAUCGUGCCGUUAAGGACUUCGAGGCCAACGGCGGCAGCAGUGCUGCCAAUGGCGGUGCCAAAAAACGUUCAAAGGCUGCGAAAAAACCAGCGAAAAAAAGCAAAAAAGACGACUCGGACGAUGACGAUGAUGAUGAGAGCGAGUAGAUUGCGAUUGCUGCUGCUACAACAACAACAACAAAGGUGUCAUCAUCAUCAUCAAAAACAACAACAGCAACAACAACAAAAUACCACAAGAACAUCAACAGCGUGGAACUCUGUCAGUCAAUCAAUCGCAUUACGUCUUAAAUUCACUCCACCCACCAUCCACACCACACACAACACCAACACUCUCCACAUGCACCAGCCAUACCCAAAAAAAAACAAAAAAGAGAAUUUGAUUUAAAACAAAAAUGCAAAAAUACAACACAUUUUAAAUAGAAUAGAAAACGAAGAGAAGGGAGAGCUCCCAAUAUAUAUCAAAAGAAGGAAAGAAAGUGAAACCGUUGCGGCAGGAAAGAAGUUGGCGUCAGUUACACUCAAGAACAUAAGCAAAAUUGUAUUUAUACAUAAGAAUUUAGGUUUAUAGUAGGUGUUUCAUUUAUAUUCACAGUUUGCAAGAGGAACAAGUCGUUCUUUACGUUUAUGACAUUCUCUCGUGUCCUGCUACCAAAAAAAAAAUAAGAUGAAAAAAUAAAUGAAAAGCGAGCAGAGAAUAUUGAUCAAUUUGUACAUCUUGCAUAUAAACUUUGUAAAUUAAACGAUAAUAACGUAAUUCCAUUAUAAAUAAAAACUACAAAAAAUCGAAA